This is a messenger RNA of Xiphophorus maculatus (southern platyfish), 3582 nucleotides long. RefSeq names its product ice-structuring glycoprotein-like. The transcript has 7 exons. Gene Ontology annotation, molecular function: lipid binding. NCBI's taxonomy places the organism in Eukaryota, Metazoa, Chordata, Actinopteri, Cyprinodontiformes, Poeciliidae. Gene Ontology annotation, cellular component: cytosol; plasma membrane. The record is from RefSeq and is a predicted model, not a curated record. The coding region runs from base 157 to 3234 and encodes 1025 amino acids.
AAGACUUAAAUAGUGGUCCAGAGUAAAGAGGAAUCACAUAUUCACCUGGAAAUCAGAGGAUAUUGGACACAGGCCACCUGCCAAUCAUACCUGGGAAUAAAACUACAUCUGUUCAAGGACUUACCUUUUGAAUUAAGGAGAAUAAAGUCUACAGGCAUGGAUAAACGACUGCUCCUCAGUUUUUUGUUGGUGACACUGUCCUUGGAAUUUAUGGCCACCUAUGCUCAGAGUAAUACAACAACAGUAGCACCAGCCAGCAAUGCAACCGCAGUAACACCAGCCAGUAAUGCAACCACAGUAACACUAGCCAACAACGCAACCGCAGUAACACCAGCCAGCAAUGCAACCACAGUAACACUAGCCAACCAUGCAACCGCAGUAACACCAGCUAACAACGCAACCGCAGUAACACCAGCCAGCAAUGCAACCACAGUAACACUAGCCAACCAUGCAACCGCAGUAACACCAGCUAACAACGCAACCGCAGUAACACCAGCUAACAAUGCAACCACAGUAACACUAGCCAACCACGCAACCACAGUAACACAGGCCAACAACGCAACCACCGUGGCAGCAGCCAGCAAUGCAACCACAGUAACACCAGCCAGCAAUGUAACCACAGUAACACUAGCCAACCACGCAACCGCAGUAACACCAGCCAACAACGCAACUACAGUAACACUAGCCAACCACACAACCGCAGUAACACCAGCUAACAACGCAACCGCAGUAACACCAGCCAACAACGCAACUACAGUAACACUAGCCAACCACGCAACCGCAGUAACACCAGCUAACAACGCAACUGCAGUAACACCAGCCAGCAAUGCAACCACAGUAACACCGGCCAACAACGCAACCACCGUGGCAGCAGCCAGCAAUGCAACCACAGUAACACCAGCCAACAACGCAACUACAGUAACACUAGCCAACCACGCAACCGCAGCAACACCAGCUAACAACGCAACCGCAGUAACACCAGCCAGCAAUGCAACCACAGUAACACUAGCCAACCACGCAACCGCAGUAACACCAGCCAACAACGCAACUACAGUAACACUAGCCAACCACACAACCGCAGUAACACCAGCCAACAACGCAACUACAGUAACACUAGCCAACCACACAACUGCAGUAACACCAGCUAACAACGCAACCGCAGUAACACCAGCCAACCACGCAACCGCAGUAACACCAGCCAGCAAUGCAACCACAGUAACACUAGCCAACCACGCAACCGCAGUAACACCGGCCAACAACGCAACCGUAGUAACACCGGCCAGCAACGCAACCACAGUAACACUAGCCAACCACGCAACCGCAGUAACACCGGCCAACAACGCAACCGCAGUAACACCAGCCAGCAAUGCAACCACAGUAACACUAGCCAACCACGUAACCGCAGUAGCACCGGCCAGCAACGCAACAACAAUAGCACCAGCCAGCAACACAACGACAGUAGCGCCAGCCAAAAACGCAACCACAGUAGCGCCGGCCAGCAACGCAACAACAGUAGGACCAGCCAAAAACGCAACCACAGUAGCACCAGCUAACAACGCAACAACAGUAGGACCAGCCAAAAACGCAACCACAGUAGCACCAGCUAACAACGCAACUACAGUAGUACCUGCCAAAAACGCAACCACAGUAGCGCCAGCCAACAACGCAACCGCAGUAGCGCCAGCCAACAACGCAACAAUAGUAGGACCAGCUAACAACGCAACUACAGUAGCACCAGCCAGCAAUGCAACUACAGUAGCAUCAGCCAAAAACACAACCACAGUAGCACCAGCCAACAACGCAACCAAAGUUGCACCAGCAAGCAAUGCAACUACAGUAGCACCAGCCAACAACGCAACUACAGUAGCACCUGCCAAAAACGCAACUACAGUAGCACCGGCCAACAACACAACUACAGUAGCACCGGCCAACAACGCAACUACACUAGCACCAGCCAAAAACGCAACUACAGUACCACUAGCCAACAACGCAACCAAAGUAGCACCAGCAAGCAAUGCAACUACAGUAGCACCGGCCAACAACACAACUACAGUAGCACCAGCCAAAAACGCAACUACAGUAGCACCAGCUAACAACGCAACUACUAUGCCACUAGCCAACAACGCAACCAAAGUAGCACCAGCCAACAACGCAACUUCAGUAGCACCAGCCAACAACGCAACUUCAGUAGCACCAGCCAACAACGCAACUACAGUAGCACCAGCCAAAAACUCAACUACAGUAGCACCAGCCAACAACGCAACUACAGUAGCACCAGCCAACAACGCAACUUCAGUAGCACCAGGUAAAAACGUAACCACCGUAGCACCAGCUAACAACGCAACUACAGUACCACUAGCCAACAACGCAACCAAAGUAGCACCAGCAAGCAACGCAACUACAGCAGUACCAGCCAACAACGCAACAGCAGUAGCACCAGUCAAAAACGCAACUACAGUAGCACCAGCCAGCAAUGCAACUACAGUAGCAUCAGCCAACAACGCAACUACAGUAGCACCAGCUAGCAACGCAACCACCGUGGCACCAGCUAGCAACGCAACCACCAUGGCACCGGCUAAUAAUGCAACCACAGUAGCAUCAAACACACUCCCGGCAGUGGCCAGUAUUUCUCGACAAGAAUGUGGCUCCUCAAAGCUCUGUGCAGCUGAACCCUCAAAGUGUGAUCCCUCUUCCUCAACCUGCUAUUUCGUUUCUGCCAAGCAACAAAGUGGCCAAACGUACAACUUUGAGCUCUCAGGACAGACAGACGGCUACAUUGCUGCUGGUCUGUCAAAUGCUGCAUCUGAGACUGCCAGUCUCAGAGCCUAUUUCUGCGCUAACCACAAAGGUGCUGUCCGUUUCUUCACUGGCUUCAUCAAUAAUCUGGUUCUAAAUCUCACACAGACACUGGACUCAAGCAAUGAGCGGGGAUCAGUCAACUCAGGCAAAAUCCAGUGUACAUUUUCAGCUGUUCUUCCUGACACGACACGAGCAGCAGGCUACUCCAUGUCUAUUACAACUGGACCUUACAAUGCUAGUUCUGGGCAGCCAGGAACAGCAAGCUUCAAAGUACUAACGCCUGUCGUAAGCCUCUCCGACCCUACCGCCAACGUCACCAAUUUGCUGAGCAACAGCACUAACAGCACUUCGUCUGCUUACCCGGUCACACACACACAGUCAUUCUUGCCAGUUCUGCUGGUCACCGUGUCGAUGCUGGCUUUCACAGCAGUAUGAAGCAACUGACCUCCACCACUACACAAGAGGAAAAAAUAGACGUUUUCAAGAGUCCCAAAACGUCUGUUGCCAUGAUUUUCACCAGCAUAUCUCAUCAUGCGUAACAGUAUUUGGGUUGAAAGGUCUGGUUACCUUUGAAGCCCAUUUUACUGGUGCAUGUUGAAAACUUCUUAUCUGACUUCUUUUGACUUUAUGUAAUAUUAUUCUUUGUUGUGAUUGUGAUGUUAUUCCUAAAUUAUGAAGUCUUUACUGGCUGAUGUGAAUGGGCUUGUUGAUCAAACGAAUGCUAAAUGUGGUACCAACAGUUGGUGAAGGUCAUUUAAACAUUUGCACAAAUUAAUAAAUAUU